Molecule: messenger RNA, 1937 nt
Organism: Sphaerulina musiva SO2202
Lineage: Eukaryota; Fungi; Ascomycota; Dothideomycetes; Mycosphaerellales; Mycosphaerellaceae
Exons: 1
Coding region: 142-1674 (510 amino acids)
Source: RefSeq, a predicted model, not a curated record
UUGAAGCACUUGGUCUAUGGCACGCCCCAAACCGAGAAGCCCAAGGCACCGCGACGCCAUUCCCAUACCGAGAAUGGACGAUCUCCGCAAGCAUCGCGACCACGAAUGACGCGACCGAGAAGCACCAACGAUGCGACAACAAUGGGCAGACUCGGCGAGGCAGUCGCCCUGGAGCCUCCUGCUUCUCCUACCAAGGGAAUUUUGAUGACUCCAGGCACUGCAGGAGGCAAGAGAAAGACCGUCACGUUCCCAGACAACGUGGUCGACAAUGAGGAGAAGCGGCCGACAAAGACGGGGCUGCCGGAGGACUGUCCUGGAAAGUUUCCCAGUCCAUGGACGAAGUCUACAACAAGCGGAGAACACGUGGAAGACUCUGCGCAGAGGAUGGGAGGUCGCAGCACGAAGCUCACUGAAGCAUUGGAGCAUGCGCGGGAUGAGAGCUCCACGAGGCGCAAAGUCCGGCUGGGAAGACCAGAGAAGCUGCAGGAUGAUCCGGAUGCGACACUAGACUUGGCUGAUCCAGUGUCCGACUCGGGGAAAUACUGGAAAAGAGAGUACGACCUGUAUCGCGAGAGAACUACGGCCGAGGUUAAGAAGCUCGUUGCCAAGCAGAAGCUCGCGAAGAAUUACGCACGGGACAAGGACGAUGAAUGUUUGGACUUGACAGAUGAGCUGAGGCAGGAGAAAAAGAAGGCCGACAAGCUGCAAAGACGGACUGAAGAUCUUGAGACCCAAUUGAAGGAGCUCCAGGAAUUGCUGAAGAAGAGCAAAGCUGCGGAGCAGAUGGCCAAAGACGAGCUGGAGCAAAUCAAGCGCGGUUUGGGUACGAGUGGCUCUAGGCGACCUGCCGAGACGGGUACGAGUGCAGCUUUUCCCAGCAAGACUGAGUCGGAAGUCAAACCUUGGAAGGGUGCUUCAGCUUCAGCAAAUGGGGCAAUGAGUGGAAGCGAACACCAACGUAAUCAAGGACUACAGUCGGCAACAGAGCAAACGGAGCGUGCAAAACCAAGGCGUAGACUGCGCGAUCUACACUCCAAGCACUCCACUUCCACAAUGGAACCCGCCAAGCCCGAGCCAGCACGUCCGUCUUCAAGGGACAGUCGCGCCGUCACCAGCGGCACAGGCGCAACACCAUUACAGACACUCAGCAACAACAGCAGCGAUAUGCCAAAGGACGCUCUCUCCUUAGCCAUAUCAAUGGGACUCCAACCCCGCGCAUCACCUACCACUCGAGACAAACGACAAGACUCCCCCUUGCAGUCCACAGAACCACCACUCAUCCACCCCGACGAACUUUCCAUCUCUCUCCCUUCCAGCCCUUUCCACCCGGAUGCAACAAUGGAUCAUACUCAGCCUCCUUCCUCUCCCACGGUAGAGAGAUCUGCCGCGAAGAAGGAACGUCAGCAACGAGUAGCAAUGGGAAGUCAGAACAACAACAAUACGAAAGAGAACGUUCGACCAAAAUCCAAAGAUGGUGGAGCAGAGAAACCCUCGGCCGCGUGGGGUGCAAUGUCUCAUGUCCAGCUUCCUCCUCCUCCUGUUCCUGUCGUUUCUGGUGAGAAUGGUAACAGUAGUAAUAACAAUAAUAAUAACAACAGUAUUAAUAUUAAACGUCUGAAAGCACUCGAGUUGGCACGGGCGAGAUUGGCGGCGAGGGGGAGGAAUGUUUCGUGAUGACUCGGGGAUGUGAGGUGGAGAGGGUGAAAAAGUCAGGUAUACCUUACCUUUACUUUUGAUUUGGAUUUUUUCAACUUUCGUUGUGUGGAGAGAAGGAAGGAAAGAAAAGAAGAGUGAGAGAAAGGAAAGAAAAGAAGGAACUAAGGAAGAGAAAACUAUGCGUAUACCCUUACAUUUUCCCGAUCAUUAGGCACUUUACUUCGCUUUACUUCGCUUCGCUUUACUUUACUAUAGUCUUGUCGAAUGCAGCAAAGAACUAC